Sciurus carolinensis (gray squirrel) is the source of this 3383-nucleotide messenger RNA. It is a transcript of the gene Tatdn3, whose product is annotated as TatD DNase domain containing 3. The coding region runs from base 56 to 2164 and encodes 702 amino acids. The record is from RefSeq and is a predicted model, not a curated record. NCBI's taxonomy places the organism in Eukaryota, Metazoa, Chordata, Mammalia, Rodentia, Sciuridae. Gene Ontology annotation, molecular function: hydrolase activity, acting on ester bonds; RNA polymerase II cis-regulatory region sequence-specific DNA binding; DNA-binding transcription factor activity, RNA polymerase II-specific. Gene Ontology annotation, biological process: regulation of transcription by RNA polymerase II. The transcript is spliced from 10 exons.
UUCCGGCUUUUGCUUGGUGGGCGUGUUUAGGGAAGUUGCGGCUGCAGAAGUGGCAAUGCGGGCGGUCGGCGUGGGACUGGUAGAUUGUCACUGCCACCUUUCCGCUUCGGACUUCGACAGCGAUCUGGAUGAUGUAUUAGAAAAAGCCAAAAAGGCCAAUGUUAUGGCCCUUGUGGCAGUUGCUGAACAUUCAGGAGAAUUUGAAAAGAUUAUACAACUUUCAGAAAGAUACAGUGGAUUUAUCCUGCCAUGCUUGGGUAUUCACCCAGUUCAAGGACUUUCACCAGAAGAUCAAAGAAGUGUUACAUUAAAGGAUUUGGAUUUAGCUUUGCCUAUCAUUGAGAAAUAUAAGGAUCGGUUGUUGGCAAUUGGAGAGGUUGGACUAGAUUUCUCUCCCAGAUUUGCUAACACUGAUAAGCAGAAGGAAGAGCAAAGACAAGUCCUAAUCAGACAGGUCCAAUUAGCCAAAAGACUAAAUUUGCCUCUAAACGUUCACUCACGCUCAGCUGGAAGACCAACCAUCAGCCUCUUACAGGAACAAGGUGCUGACAAGGUAUUGCUGCAUGCAUUUGAUGGUCGGCCAUCUGUAGCCAUGGAAGGAGUAAGAGCUGGGUGGUACUUCUCCAUUCCACCUUCUAUCAUAAGAAGUAAACAGAAGCAGAAACUUGUGAAACAGUUGCCUUUAACUUCUAUCUGCUUAGAAACAGAUUCACCUGUGCUAGGACCCGAAAAACAGGAGGAGUGGCAGUGUCUGAAUCCCGAACAGAGACGUCUGUACCAGGAGGUGACCUUGGAGAACUACAGCAACCUGGUCUUCCUGGCAGGCCGAGAAGAAACCACCCCACCGGACGUGAUCCUAAGGCUGGAGCGAGGCCAGGAGCCGUGGCCGGCGGAGGCCGGGGUGCAGAGCCCUAGCGCAGAAAAAGCCUGGAACGUUGAGGGGCAGGUUUGCAGGCCAUGGGCUGUGGUGAGAAAUCCCCAGAGAGAAGCUGCGUCGGUGGACACACAAGUGCUGACCAGGAGCAGGCGGAGAGGCACCCCACACCAGGAGAUGGUUGCACUGAGCCUAGAGGAGGUUCUCUCAAGACGCAGGCUCCGAGACCGAGACCCGUGUGGAACGCACUUAAAACAUCGUUCAGAUACGAAAGACGAGAAUAGUUCACAUAAAUGUAAUAGAUGUGGGAAAUCAAUUGGCCACAAACCCUUCAAAGGUGUGGAGAAGCAUUUUGAAUGCAACGCCUGUAGAGAGUCCUUGAGCGCAAAGUCGGGCCUUCAGGGUCGCCUCGGGGUGCCUGGUGCGGAGGGGUCCCUCGCGGGCGGCCAGUGUGGCAGCGUGUUCGGGGAGCGACGCCGGCUGCGCACGCAGCAGAAGACGCACGCCCCGGAGAAGCCGCACCAGUGCUCCGAGUGCGGCAAGGCCUACAAGCAGAAGCCGAACCUGGUCCAGCACCAGCGGACGCAUGCCCAGGAGAAGCCCUACGCCUGCAGGGUCUGUGGCAAGGCCUUCUCCUGGAAAUCCGCCCGCACCAAUCACGAGAAGAUCCACAGCGACGAGAAGGCCUACGGCUGCGGCCAGUGCGGCAAGUCCUUCAAGCUCAAGUCGGCCCUCGCCCAGCACCAGAAGGUCCACACGGGGCAGAGGCCCCACGGCUGCACGGACUGCGCCAAGGCCUUCGUGUUCAAGUCGGACCUGCUGAGACACCGCCGGAUGCACACUGGGGAGAAGCCCUACCGGUGCCGCGUGUGCGGCAGGGCCUUUGCCCAGAAGUCCAACGUGGUCGACCACGAGAAGAUCCACGCCGGAGCGCGGGCCUUCGCGUGCAAGGAGUGUGGCAGCACCUUCAACCAGAAGAAGAACCUCCUGCAGCACCGGGGGAUCCACACCGGGCAGAAGCCCCACCAGUGCGACAGGUGCGGGAAGGCCUUCCUGCAGAAGUUCAACCUCCUCACGCACAGGAAGACCCACAGCGGCGAGAAGGCCUUCCGCUGCGCCGAGUGCGGGAAGGCCUUCAGCCGCAAGCUGGGCCUCGGCCUGCACCGGAAGACGCACACCGGGCGCAAGCCCCACGUGUGCGCCCAGUGCGGGAAGGCGUUCGCAGAUGCCUCCUACCUCGUGAAGCACCAGAGGCGGGUUCACCCCAGGGCGGAGCCCGGGGCACAGUGAGCACACUGGCAGGCAGGUCACCUGGGCCGCACCCAGAAGCUCGCCCCAGAUGGCCCGCAGCCCAAAGGCCAUCGCGGGGGGCAGUGAGGACAUCUGCCUCUCCUUGGAAACACAUCUGGCUUAUGCACUCAGCGGAUUUUGCUUGUUAGUUGUUUUUUGUUUAUUUGUUUUAUUUUAUUUGGUACUGGGGAUUUAACCCAGGGGCACUUAACCACUGAGCCACACUCCCGGCCCUAUUUUAUUUUGAGAUGAGGUCUCUGUGGGUUACUCAGGGCCAAGUUGCUGAGGCAGGCCUUGAGCUUGAUCCUCCUGCCUCAGCCUGCUGAGCUGUUGAGAUUACAGGGGUGCACACCACACCCGCCGCUCAGCGCACAUUUAUUAAGGGCAAUUUUUUGUAACGAACUCUUGCAAAUACUGAAUAUACAACAAUAAUCAGAAUGUGACAAAACCCUUCAUGACCAGUGAGUAACGGCCAGUGCUGUCCAUUCCUCUAAAACUUAGACACUUUCACUGUGGAGAAUGUAGGAGAUGGUCAUGUCAGAGAUCGCCAGGCUCACACAUGUCAUCUGGAGAUCUUCUGUUAAGUGAACAAAACAAACUUAGAAACCCAGGCGAGAGAUCGCCCCUUUAAGCACAGAGGUUGGGAAAGGAAGAGGAAGAAAUCUGCUCUCGGCCUCCACCCCUCCCUGCCUCCCUCGGCAACCUUUCUCACUAGAUGGGCAGAAGGAAAACCCUGAGCUUCCCAUUUCCUGGAAUCCAUCUGUCACAGUGAGGCAGGAAAAGGUGUUCAAAGGGGCAGACAGGAAACCUGGGCUCCUUCGGGGUCAGGUCUCUGCCACAGGGCUGAGGAUCUGGGCACAGACCAGGUCGACUCCUGCGCAACCAGAGGGAAGAAAGUAACUGGUAGCGAGAGAUCCACUGCCUGGGUACCCAGACCCCACCACGAGAAGCAGGUGUGCACAGAGCACAUGAAGAACUGGAGGACACUGGGUGCCAUACCCAGGAUGGGACAGGGGCCAGCUCCCGUAACCCUGUGGGUCCAUGCACACCCCUGGACAGCAGCCACUCUGGGACCCCUCUGGGGAUCCCUCCGCGUGGGGAGCACCGCUUGCCUGACUUCUGUUGCUCUAAUAAAUCCUGCCACUGCUCUCAAAAAAAAAAAAAAAAAACUUGAGUGUCUGGAGUCAGCAAGAUUUGAUUCAAAUUUUGUCUCUGUGAC